This is a messenger RNA of Biomphalaria glabrata, 6425 nucleotides long. RefSeq names its product cytosolic phospholipase A2-like. Gene Ontology annotation, biological process: glycerophospholipid catabolic process. The record is from RefSeq and is a predicted model, not a curated record. Bases 122 to 5038 code for a protein of 1638 amino acids. Gene Ontology annotation, molecular function: calcium-dependent phospholipid binding; calcium ion binding. The transcript has 17 exons. Gene Ontology annotation, cellular component: cytosol. NCBI's taxonomy places the organism in Eukaryota, Metazoa, Mollusca, Gastropoda, Planorbidae.
CAACACUAGGAGUAAUACAGUACUAGGCUAAGAGGGCAAGACACAGUCAGCGAUUGGUUAGUUUUGGAACAGUCGGAAACUUCUGGACGGAAGUAAGCGUCUAUUUAUGUAAGUAUAAAACAUGGAAGACGAGCAGACGAUUCUUCUCACACCCACACAGAAGAAGAGUGAUAUUUUGCAGUCUGAUCUGGCGAUACUAGAUCUACGUCACGAAACCAGGCCAACACACACGCGAGGGCAGAGCAGCGAAGCGGCCCAUAAUAUAAACAUUCGUAGGAGUGUGCCAGUUUUCCGUAAUUCCAAAUCGUUUAGUACUUUAACAACGAACCUCUGUGCGGAUUCUAAACUAGCCCCUACUAGCUCGCCAGUAAAGUAUUCGGAGUACUGCUCUUCAACGGAGGAAAUCAAUAAUCUCAAUUCACUAGUGGGACUUAACAAUGCCGGUGUUACAAAGGUGAAAAGUGUCUCACGUGAUUUAAAUUCGAAACGUGAUUUGGACUCUUCGCUUCUUUCAGACUUUGGAACCAAACAAGUUGAAUCUCCACAGAUGGGCAUUCUACUGCCUGCAGAUGGUCCCUUUCUAAAGAAGACGGAGUCACCUAAUGCAUUUCGUUUUGAGGACGAAGUGUGCGCUAUGGACAGUGUCGAGUCACUGCAAGCAACUGAACAACAAUUUACCGAUGACCCUUUUGUUUCCAGUGGUUUCACAUACACCCAGGAAGAUUCUAACGGUUUUACGUGCACAGACUCUCAGACUUCUCAGGCCGAACCGUUUUCGGAGAGUAAAAAUAUUGUUGGCAAAGACCAAUCUGAACUCAAUUUGAAAACGCAACCAGAUGUUUUAAGCCACAAAGACGUUUGUGACCCCUCCGCGGAAUCUAAAAUGAUGUCCGCUCAGGCAUCCACUUUAGGAGAUGUCCAUAUCCAGAGACCUCUUCCUUUCGCCAGCUACACAGAUGGCAGACCGCUCUACACGCGGCAGCUGAGCAAACGAAAAAGUGACACUCUAGAAACUUGCGCGCCGCUCGAAACUGACCACGUCGCGUUGCUUGAUGGGAAUUUUGAGCGCCAAGAAGAGGACGAAGAUGAUGAUGAUGAUGAAGACGACGAUGACUAUCACUCCUGCGGGAGGCUGAGCAGCUCCUGUACACCAACGCUGCCCAAAUCUAGGCGCUUGGAAGACUUUGAUCCAUACCAAAUAUUUCAGGUUCAACACUCAGCAUGUCUUAUCUUGACUGUCAGAGUCAUCAGAGGCAGAAAUAUUACUGUUGGUGUCUUCAGAGAUUAUUUCGAUACACCAGAUCCAUAUAUCAAUCUGGUGAUGAAGAAUUCACCUGAUGGCAAAAAAUGUACAAGCAUAAAAGAAAACUGUGUCAAUCCAGAGUGGAAUGAAACGUUCACAUUUUUUCUAAACUUUACCCACUCCAAUGUACUUGAGAUCAGUUUAAUGGAGUCAAAUUAUGUUCUAUAUGAUAUAAAUGUUGGAACAGAAAAGUUUGACAUUCGUAGAAUUCGAGUGAUGGAGCAACCACAGUAUGAAACAAUCACUUUUAAUGGUGUUUCUGAAGUUGAUAUGGAAUUUAAAUUAGAAUUUGAUCAAAACCCAACCUUGAGAUACAGCUUGUGUUUGAGUGAUGCUGAGAAACAGUUUCUUGCACAAAGAAAAGAACAAGUCCUAAAAGGUGUCAAAAAGUUGUUUGGUGAUAGUGACCUACCAAUCAGUGCCAAUGAGGUGCCAACAAUAGCUGUCAUUGGCUCUGGAGGUGGAUUUCGUGCUAUGACUGGUUACAGCGGGGUAUUUAAAGCACUAGUAGAAUCAGGAGUCUUAGAUUGUUCAACUUAUGCGUGUGGUCUCUCUGGUUCAUCUUGGUUACUGUCAACACUAUACUCUCAUCCCAAAUGGCCUAACAUUGACAUGAAUGAGUUUCUGGAAGAGCUGAAAAACAGCAUAGAUAAAAGUUUAUUUCGUUUUUUUAAUGCUUCUACAAUUUUUAACUAUGCCAAGUACAUGGUACAGAAAAGAAGGGAAGGGCAGCCUGUGAGUUUUACUGAUAUCUUUGGCAGGAUGGUGGGAGAAACACUAUUGAAUGGGAGGAUGGAGUGCACUCUAAGUGACCAGCGGGAAAAAAUCAAAGGAGGCAACAUUCCUAUGCCGCUGUACACUUGUGUACAUGUGAAGAAAGAUGUUCCAGCUAAAUCAUUCCAAGAGUGGGUAGAGUUCUCUCCCUAUGAGAUUGGCAUGCCAAAAUAUGGAACAUUUAUGGAUUCUGAACUUUUUGGAAGCAAAUUUUUUAUGGGAAAGCUAGUCAAGAAAUAUGAUGAGCAGCCAUUACACUUUCUUCAAGGUAUUUGGGGAAGUGCAUUUUGUGUGCUGUUUCGUCGACUGCUGGAAGAUAAUCGGCGUAUGGACCCAGCAGAAAUGAUGAGAUUAGAGAUGGAUAAACAGCAAAAGAAGGAUGAGCAUGAACUUGACCAGACAGAAAUGAUACGACUUGAGAUGGGCAAAGAGCUUGAAGAGGAAGGUGAGGAUAGUUCAAGUGAUCCCAGUGAGGAUGAGGAGGAUGAGGAUGAUGAAGACAGUUCUGGCAGCAGUGACAGCAGCAGUUUUGAUACUGGGGAAAACCAGAAUGUACCACAGUCAAGUGGCAACUCUGGGUUGGAAAAUGUUUUCUUUCCUUCCAAUGGAAAUGUGUCGAUGAAAGAUGUGGACCAGGACUCGGCUUACAAUGGGGAGAGUGAUGAGGAUGAUAUGCCUCGAGUGGCUAGAGAGGUGAAAGUAGAGCUCAAGCCUCCUCAGGUUGAGAAAGAAAAUCUCCAAGGGUCCACUUCACUGACCAGCAGUUUGAGAAAGUCCAGCUUUGACCCCAAUGCCCCUAAACAGGAAGUGUGUAGUAAAAAAAGUGUCAAUUGGGGUGAACUUCCCACAAGAGAAAACACAAAUAUUCAUGAAAAGAGACAAGCUUACACCAGAGCAGGGUCUUCAUUUAAAAAAUCCAAAGGGGCUUCUAAAAGUUAUUGGAAGAAGUUGAUGCAAGGAAUCUUUGAAAGCAAUUCCUGGGAGUUUUUGACCACAAGGCGUGGCCGUGCUGCUGUGAUACACAAUUUUAUGAGAGGUCUGAACCUUCAGCAGACGUACCCACUCUCUCCCUUCACACCUUUGGAAGAGAGGGUCAAAGAAGGAGAUGUCUUUGAUGGUAUAUUUGAAAUGCACCCAACCAACAUCAAGCAUAUCUACAUGGUGGAUGCGGGACUUACAUUUAACUCCCCUUACCCUCUGGUGUUGCGACCUCAAAGACAGAUAGACAUCAUUCUUUCUUUUGACUUUAGUGCCCGAGCCACUGAUAAUACUCCUCCAUUCAAGGAACUGAAACUUGCUGAGCAGUGGGCCAAGUUGAAUCGUCUGCCCUUUCCUCCUAUAGACACUAGUGUGUUUGAUAGAGAAGGCAUGAAGGAGCUGUACAUAUUCCGUCAUCCCAACGACCCGCAUUGCCCAAUUGUGUUUCAUUUUGUUCUCAUCAACAAGACUUUUAAAAACUACAAAGCACCAGGCAUUCCAAGAGAAACAAAAGAGGAAUUUGACUUUGCUAACUUUGAUGUUUUUGAUGACCCUAAAGCUCCAUUUUCAACAUUUAACUUUACAUACACUCAUGAGAACUUUGAGAGAAUGAGUCAGCUGAUGGAGUUCAACACACUAUUACACAUAGAGGAGAUCAAGCAGGCUAUGAGAGAUGUAAUCAAAAUAAAGCGUGAAGGUCCUUCAAGGAGGGUAAUCAAUUCUGAGGAUAUCAAAUUUCUGCGUCUUAAAAGUGUACAAGAAAUGCGCAAGUUGAAAAAAUUUAUCAGCAGAAUGGAAGGAUCCUCCAAGAACUCCAACAGCACCCCAUCUCCCCAGUUCUACACGCCACAGCCUCACUUGAACUCCAUCAAUCCAUUUUUUGGCAUAGCCAAAGCUUCAGGGUCAGAGAACAUGUUAGAGUCUACAUUAUCAACUGACUAUUCCGGGCAUAAACAUCAAAGUAUAAGCCCAAGAAACAGCUAUCAUACAGUUAACUUUGAUGAGACAGAUAGUUGUCCUGAAGAACUAUCUCACAGGCGGAACUAUUUGCUGUCAUCUUCAUCUUGUGAAAGUGAAAGCAUCUUUGGGACCCCACCUCAGAAUAGUGACCAUCUUCAGAAAUUCAUUCCUGGGUCUGCAUUCCACAAGGAUGUAAAUAAUGACUCAGGCUUGUCCUCCCCUCCUCCUCAACAUGAGGUAUUUGCAGCUACUGAAAUUCCAUUAAUGGGCAACAGUCCCAAAUUGCCAUCUCCAGAACUGACAGCUAGCCAAGUAAUGGGCCCAAAAAAUACACAUUUGAAUCGAUUGAAUUUCAUAGCAGAAGACUCUGGGGUGAGUUCAUCCUCUAUACAUACUUCCCCUAUAGACUUCCCAUUGCAAACUAAAGCUAGUAAAGAUAGCCCUCCUAAUCCAUUCUUUGCUCAUAUGAGAUCUUGUACUAGCCUCUUAUCUUCAUCUUCAUCAUCAUCUAGCUGUGACACUUUGAAAAGAACAAAAGGAAAGUCAAGAUCUCAUUGUUCAAGUGACUCCUUGUCAAGACCAGUGGCUGUUAAAAAUAGCACUAGUCCACUAGUGCAACCGCCAGUGGGCUUCUCACCACAAGUCUCUGUUGAUGUCUUCACUAUUGCGCCAGAAGCUUUCAAAGCUGAUGGCACACCAGUUACAGACACCAAAGAGGCAAAGAUGUAUUAUGAGAGUGCCAAAGCCAAAAGAAAGCUCCUUCGACGUCAGAGCACCAUCUCAUCUCUUAACAGCAUUUCACUGGAUGAGAUCUGCCAUCUUGACAAAGGUCAUGGGGAUGAGAUCUGCCCUCUUGACAAAGGUCAUGGGGAUGAGAUGGAAGAAAGUGCCCACCCAGAUCAAAGCAAAGGAAAUAAAACUACAGAUGAUUCUGUAGAAAUGUCUGCAGUGCACAUGCCCCAAGAUCUGCAGAAUUUCGAUGACAUAAAAGAUCUCUCUGUGUUUAGUGGAACUAUUGAAUGAAAAGAGUUUUUACUUCUAUCAAGCUGUUCCAAAUGUUUUUGAUUGUACUAUUAUUUGUGCAUAAAACAUAAAUACCAUGCUAUAAAUUAUUUCAUGCAAUAUAUGUUCCACGAAGGCCUUCCAUUACACAUUUAUUUAUAAUGAGUGUUUAAGGUAUAACUUGAUGUAAAAACAUGUUAAAAGUCGUCUAUGCAUAAGCAAAGUAUGUGCCUUAAGGGAAACUUUCCAGUUGUGUUCCCUCAAGCACAAUUUAAUUAUGCUCUGGCCAGAACAGUGGCCAUAUAUUUGUGAUAUUCCCUGUUAAUACUCUUGUGUUAUCAGCUAUUUGUAUAUUUAUUGAUAUUACUUCUAUAUAUCUACAUGACAAUGCAUUUGUUGUAGCUUUUUUUUUUUUGUAACAAAAAUCCAACACUAUAUCAGCUUACAGCUAUUAUACCUUUUUUUGUUCCGUAAAAUAGUGCAAUCAGGAGGUAGACUUUUCUGAAAAUAAUCUGACUCUAAAGGAGAUACUCCAGUAUAGAACAUAAGAGACUACUACAAUAAAUUUUAUUUAUCUACUAAAAUAUAAACUAUAUUAACUUUGCUGAAAUAUUUUAUUAAUACUCUAAAAGUGAGUGAUAGCAAGCAUUAUCAUUGAAUCAAUUCCUAAUAGCUUUAGAGAUUCUCAUUACCUUUCAGAAAAGGGAAAGCACUGAAGAGAGACUUUGCUACCCAAUAUAAACACUAUGCACUAAAUUGGUACCUUGUUUUUUUUUUAUUUUCCACUUGUUCAUUUACUCAACUUGACUGGGUUGAUGUGGCAUUACUGCUGAGUGUUUCAUGGAUACCUUCCUACUGUUGUCAUGGAGCAAGUCAACUGACAGGUUGAUGCAACCAAAAAAUAUUCUCAUUUUCUUUUUGUUGACUGCCUUCAUUUUAUUUUUAGCUCCAGGGAAACCCACACCACACUGUAUAUUUUUUUAAAUUUAUAUAUUAAAUUAUAUGUCUCCUUCUGUCUCGAAAGAUUAAUCGCUGACUUUGGUAUGGUCUUAAGACAGGGCAGAAUCUGGAGUGACUGAUCAAGCCAAUUCUGGAGUGGCAGAGUUUGCCACAGUUUGUGCAUAUUUAUGCAUCUGUCCUAGGGCUGGCUGACAAGGCUGCCUUCUUUCUCUUGACUGAUGCAGCUUCAGUUCUUUUGCUAAAAACUUAGCAUGCCCAUAACAUUUGAUAUUUUCUUUUUACCCUAGAGACAAAGGCUGCUAUUGCAUAAUUUGUAGCUAAGGAUAUUCCAAAAAAAAAAAAAAAAUUUUGUUCAAAUUGAUCUCCAGCUGGAUCAAUAAUUGUGUCAACUAUGUCUCAAUGAAAAGUUGUUGAAAAAAACCUGAAAUAAAAUGUUACACACACUUGA